Molecule: messenger RNA, 2926 nt
Organism: Pararge aegeria (speckled wood butterfly)
Lineage: Eukaryota; Metazoa; Arthropoda; Insecta; Lepidoptera; Nymphalidae
Gene: Esp
Product: sodium-independent sulfate anion transporter-like
Exons: 9
Coding region: 360-2231 (623 amino acids)
Biological process (GO): transmembrane transport
Cellular component (GO): membrane
Molecular function (GO): sulfate transmembrane transporter activity
Source: RefSeq, a predicted model, not a curated record
GCUCGGCGGCGCUCAGUAGCGCUCGCUCCGCACAGCAGAGUGCACGUCGCGACCCCGCCGCCACCACGCCGCCGCCGCAGCCGCACAGUCCGCCGUCCCCGCGCGGCAUGUGCACCUGACCCCGGCCUGCCCGAGCCUACCGCCUCCAGCACGACCCCCGCCGCCAGCACGACACGUGCGUGGUCUAGGGUUGCACUGAAUCGAUUUUCUGUCCCAACAUUCUGUUCGAACUGAUGACGAGUGAUAGUGAAACGUGAAUGUUUGUGAGCACAAGCCUCGAGAGCUGACAAGAAAUCGCACUGAAGUGUUAAUGUCGCCCGCAUCGCGCCAGUGGCGGUCGCACUGAGUAGGCUUCUAGAAUGAUCCCGCGGAGAAAGCACAACGCGUCGUCCGGCUCGCUGCCGGCGCCCGACGACAAGCACGCCAGCAACGACUACAUCCUGUCGGAGGGCGCGGCGCGAGGCGGCUGGCGCGCGGCGCUGCGGCGGCGCUGCAACCGCAAGACGCUGCACAAGAGGUUGCCCAUCACCGCCUGGCUGCCGCGGUACUCGGCGUCGCAGGCGCUGGGCGACGCCAUCGCAGGCGUGAGCGUGGGCCUGACGGUGAUCCCGCAGUCGCUGGCCUACGCCAACAUCGCGGGGCUGCCGCCGCAGUUCGGGCUGUACGGCUCGUUCCUGGGCUGCUUCGUGUACAUCGUGCUGGGCGGCUGCCGCGCCGUGCCCGCCGGCCCCACGGCCAUCGCGUCGCUGCUCACGUGGCAGGUGGCGGGCGGCGUGGUGCAGAAGGCCGUGCUGCUCAACCUGCUGGCCGGGCUCGUGGAACUGCUCAUGGGCGUGCUGGGACUCGGCUUCCUCGUCAACUUCGUGUCGGGCCCCGUGUCUUCGGGCUUCACGUCGGCCGUGGCGCUCAUGAUCGCCACCAGCCAGGUCAAGGACUUGUUCGCGAUCCCCGUGAGCGGCACCACGUUUCUGCAGCAAUGGAUCUCUAUCUUCCGCAACAUCCCCGACGCCGCGCUGUGGGACCCCGUGCUCGGCUUCGUGUGCAUCGCGCUGCUGCUGUCCAUGAGAAAGAUCGGCAUGGUGAAGCUGGGCGCCGACAACCCCGACGGGCCGAGCACGCGCCAGAAGGUGCUGACCAAGGCCAUGUGGCUGCUGGGCACGUGCCGCAACGCGCUGGUGGUGCUGGCGGGCGGCGCGCUGGGCGCCGCCGUGGCCGCGCGCGGCGAGGCGCCCGUGCGCCUCAUGGGAGCCAUCCCGUCGGGCGUGCCGGCGCCGGCGCUGCCCGCGCUGUCGUACGUGCGCGCCGACAACAGCACGGCCGGCUUCGUGGACAUGGUGUCGGAAAUGGGCUCCGGGCUGCUGGUGAUCCCGCUCAUCGUGCUGCUGGAGGACAUCGCCAUCUGCAAGGCCUUCUCGGACGGCCGCACCAUCGACGCCACGCAGGAGAUGAUCGCGCUGGGCAUGGCCAACGUGGCCAACGCCUUCGUGCAGGCCUUCCCGGGCGGCGGCUCGCUCGCGCGCUCCGUCGUGUCCAACGGCUCCGGCGUCAAGACGCCCUUCAACGGGCUCUACACGGGUGUGAUGGUGAUCGUGGCGCUGCAGUUCUUCACGCAGUACUUCGAGUACAUCCCCAAGGCGGCGCUCGCGGCCGUCAUCAUCUCCGCCAUCUUGUUCAUGGUGGAGUACGACGUCGUGAAGCCCAUGUGGCGCGCGAAGAAGCUGGACCUGGUGCCGGGCAUCGGCACGUUCGUGCUGUGCCUCACGCUGCCCAUCGAGCUGGGCAUCCUGGCGGGCGUGGUGGUCAACAUCGUGUUCAUCCUGUACCACGCCGCGCGGCCCAAGUUCUCGGUGGAGAUGCUGCGCACGGCGGCGGGCGCCGAGUACCUGAUGAUCACGCCCGACCGCUGCCUGAUGUUCCCGUCCGUGGACUACGUGCGGCGCCUGGUCACCAAGAGCGCGGGCGGCGGCACGCCCGUGGUGCUGGAGUGCACGCACAUCUACAGCGCCGACUACACGGCCGCCAAGAGCAUCGAGCAGCUCACGGCCGACUUCCACGCGCGCCAGCAGCCGCUGUACUUCUACAACGUGAAGCCGUCCGUGUGCUCCAUCUUCGAGGCCGUGACCAAGCCCGAGCACUUCGUGGUGUUCUACGAGGACGACGAGCUGGAGCGGCUGCUGGCCGCCGACCCGCGGCUCGCGCCCGCCAAGCCGCCGCCGCCGCUGCUCGCCUGAGCCGCCGCCCCCGCUAGCCUGAGCCGCCGUCCCCGCUAGCCUGAGCCGCCGUCCCCGCUAGCCUGAGCCGCCGCUCCCGCUAGCCUGAGCCGCCGCUCCGCACAGAGCUAUUUUUCUAAGACUAUUUCGAUGUCGAAGAUGACUCCGCGAGUCGCGCGUAUCGUUGUGAUGUAGAGUAUAAAGUUAGAGUCUAUCGCCCCGGCGCUGAGCGAUCACAGAUUGCAAGGUAUUUUAUUAUUAGCGGUCGUUAAGCUGUGAAUUAUUAGGGACCGCUCGAAGGUUACAAAGCUAAGUCUAAGUGUCAUAGAUCAUUUUAUUUAUUAUAGGUAAACCAGUACAAGUUAGGUUGUAAAUAUACGAAGUAUGUGAUAGGCGCCGCGCGUGCGAGCGAGAUGCGUGUGCGAGAGUGCGUGCGAGAGCGAGAGGUCGCGCGGCGUCGCCGCCGGUGUGAGCGAGAGAGAGAGAGGGCGAGCGCCGAAUCCGUUUCUUGUGAUCCACGACUAUAGUACCUAUUCAAUUUACUGUUAGAUACUUAAUAGAUUAAUAAAUAAACAUUAUUUUAAAUAAAACUAUUAAAAAAUGACUUAUUUAGUAAUUAUAAAUUUAAAAUUAUAAAUAUGGUGCGUUUAAAUGAAUGACUAAUGUUUCCCAGUUCCAAGAACAAAAUAAUUACACUCUUUGAGAGUUAAUAAGGA